GUGAACCCUCAAACCUCCUCUCGAACCCAAGCUUCGAUACAAGCUGUCUCGAUACAGGACGUCGUCGCAACAAGCUGAACGCGUCGUGCCAGCCAUGGCCGUACUUAUUCCCAUGGCGCGCGUUAGAGCCUGGGGAAGCAUUCUUAAGCGACGAGAUCAUAGCCACCGCAUCUGGCGGCGGAAAUCGCGGAUCAUCGCCGCUUGCGCUAGCAGGCACGACAUUAGCGGAAGCUUUCGCGACAGCAAGCAGGGCGGCGCCGCCUGCUGACGUGUCAAUAGUGAACGGGGUCGCGGGUAUCGCGGACAUCCUACUGGCAGCUGAUGGGUCCCGUUUUAUACGGCUGACAUCUGAUAUUUCCGUGUCGUCGAGUAGUGGCAACGGUGCUUCCGGUAGUAGCAACGGUAGUAGCAAUGGUAGUAGUAACAGUAGCAGCAGUGCGUUGGGCGGCCCUGGCGUGUCGCAAGCGCUGUGCGAACUCAAACCCGCGGCGCCCGCGAGCAACGUGUCGCAGCAGGCGCAGCAGCAGCAGCCCCCGCGCCAGCUGUCCCUCUCGUUCUUUGUGCGCGCCAGCCUGUGCGCGGAGGGGGACGGGGGCGCGCAAGGGGAGGCGGAGCGGCUGUUGAAGGUGCUGCUGCUGGCAGUUCCGCUGAACGCUUCUGCCGCCGCCGCGGCAGGGGGAGGGGCAGAAUCAGGGGGAGGGGCGGGGGGAGGAGGAGCGGGGGAGCAGGUGUGGGGGGAGUGGCGGGUGGGCGUGCCGUGUGGGGGGAGCAGCGCGAGCUUGUCCGGCGCCUUGCCUUGGUUCCAAGUGGGACCCCUCCUCUUCCCCCUCCCUGACCCCCCUGACUCGUCCGCCUCUUCUUCCUCCGCCUCUUCUUCCUCCGCCUCUUCUUCCUCCUCCUCUUCUUCCUCCGCCUCUUCGCCUUCCUCGUUGGUAGUGCCUCCGGGGGGAGUGGCGCUGCACUUGGUGAUCCGAGGCGUGCAAGGCGCUCUACAUCCUCACCUUACCCGCGCUGCAUCCGCCCUGAAACGGCUGCUCCGGUUUCCCACACUACCGCUCUCCAUGCGCAGAGCAACAACAGGAGCAGGUGUAGCAGGGAGGGAGAAUGCGACGAUGGAGAAGAGAGUUGGAGUUGCGUCGGGAACUUUUGAAUUGACUCAAAAGGCAGCAGCGGGAGCGAACGCGACGGUGAUGAAGAGUGAUGGCGUGGCGUCGGCGGAAGCGGGGAGCACUGCCAUCGACCUUGUCUCUGUCAUGCCCACCAGCACCGACCCCUCGCCCGUCAAGUCGUUCUCCUACUGGCCGCUCUCCAGCGCCCACCCGCUCCUCACAGCCGGCGCAGCUCGGCGCAACCGCUCGUCGCUCUCCCUCACCACGCUCUCCGACGUGAAUGCGGCGUCCCUCGCGCUGCACCCCGCCCCCUUGGCCCUGCUCGCCCCUGCCACGCCCACCUCCCCCUGCCGCCCCUUCUCCUUCUCCACCUCCUUCGCCUUCCGCAUCUCCUCCCCCAACGCCGCGGGGCUGGGCGGCGAGGGCUUGGCGUUUGUCAUGCUGCCCACGCCCACGCUCGGCCUGCCGGGGCCCUCCCUGGGCUACGGCCGCGUGCUGCUGCCCCCGGGGAGCACGACUGGUGCUGUUGAUAAUGAUAGUUCAAGUGCCAACAGUGCAACAGUGUCCUCUCAGCAGCAGCGGAGUCUAGCAGUGGAGUUUGACACAUCGGCAUCACCCGAGUUCUGGGACCGUCCCGACCACCACGUGGGGGUGAACCUGCACGGCAGCAUGCUGGCUUCUUCCCCCUGCCUACCCCUUCCCUCACACCCACCCCCCCCCUCUCCCCCUCCCCUCCCUCCCUCUCCCCAACCCCCCCUUCCCAACCCGUCCCCUCCCCAUGCACAGCAGCAGCGGAGCCUGGCAGUGGAAUUCGACACAAGCGCCUCCCCGGAGUUCUUCGAUCGCCCUGACCACCACGUGGGGGUGAACGUGCACGGCAGCAUGCUGUCGCUCGCCUCUGCCCCCGUGCACCCCGUCGGCAUCCCCUCCCUCAACGCCGCUCAGACCCUCCUCGCCACCAUCCAGUACAACGCCUCCUCCUCCCAGCUCACUGUCUGGAUCUCCCCUGCUCCACCCUCCUCCCCUCCCCGCUCGUCCCCUCGCUCCUCCUCUCCCUCCUCCCUCCCUCUCCCCCGCUCUGCCGUCCUCACCACCUUCCUGGACACAUGCGAGUGGCUCGGCGGGAACGACCCGGAAGCAGCAGCAGCAGCGCCACCACCGCCGCUGUUUGUGGGCUUUACAGCGGCUACGGGCAAGGGUGUGGAGCAGGCACAGGCGCAUGAGGUGCUCGGGUGGAGUUUCGAAGUCGGGGAAGCGGCCUCGGGCAAGGGGGCGGAGCAGGCACAGGCGCACGAGGUGCUGGGGUGGAGUUUUGAAGUCGGGGAAGGUGAGUUCAGGUGUCAUUUUGAGCCGGUGUUUAGAACAGCGUUCGACGCUGCUCUCCCUCCCCCCUCGGGCCGAUUGCCCUCUCCUGCCACCCUCUCGUCCUGGACCUUCAGAUUCACAGACACCGAUCCCUGCACGGGUUCUCCAGUGCUGCCCUGUGGAACGGGUGUGUGCACCAACGCGCCUGCCCCGUGGGACUCCUCUAUCCUCAUGCCCGUCUGCAAGUGCCCCUUCAAUCUCCCCUCCUUCGAACCCUCUCACCUCUCCGGCCUGCCCUCCUGCUUCCCCGAUUCCUUCAGGUGUCGCCAUCUCCCCCGCAACCCGUGUGCCCCGGGGGUGUGCAUUGACGACAUAGACGGCACCUACUCCUGCCUCUGCCCCUCGCCCUUCUUCGCCUUCUACUUCUAUCCAAAAGGCUCUGCCCGCUGUAACCAGUUGCGAUUGUUUGAGCUGCGAUUGCCCACCUUCUUGUCUCCCUACGGCCUCACAUGCCCUCUCAUCCUCAACACAUACGGACUCACCCAAGCGGCCUUCUUCAGCCAAAACAAGGGCUUCCAGUGUCGAGCGCCCAUCCCUGCAGACACUCUAAUCAAUGUCACCAGCAGAGCUUUCUCCCAGUGCACUUCCAUGUACACUGCUAACUACGGUGACACGUGUGACUCCCUCAACGCCCUCUUCUCCACGCGCAUUCAGCCACUCAACCCCGCCCUCAGCUGCUCUGAUGGGCCCCGACCCGGCCAGCUCCUCUGUGUGGACUUCAACCGAACGUGGCUAGACAUAGAAAAAACCCGCGUGGCAUGCCAAGUCUCCGCCCUGAUCAUCCCAGCCACACCACCUUCGAGCCCUCAACCACCAGCUCCCCUAGUCGACUACAUGAACAACGGCGUGUUCAUGAAGGUGCUACAGGGCCCGCAGUCCUGCCAGCAGCUGUGGCAGGCGUUUGGCAUCCCCUCCCCGACAAGAUUUUUCCAGAUGAACCCCGGCCUCUCGUGCGACUCCUUGCUGCCGUACAGCCCGCUGCAGGGAAAUAUGAUGAGUAAG
Molecule: messenger RNA, 3476 nt
Organism: Closterium sp. Yama58-4
Lineage: Eukaryota; Viridiplantae; Streptophyta; Zygnematophyceae; Desmidiales; Closteriaceae
Source: the annotation of a GenBank genome assembly